UUCUGUUAACAUCAUUUUCACAAGUUUGUUGGGUAUUUAAUUUGAAAAAAUACACUUUUUUUUUUAUUUGAAAAAUCACGUUCGACUGAUUUUUAAUGAAAUAUUUUUUGACUAUUUUUAUCCUGGUUGUUGUCAUUGAGAGAGGUGAUAUGAGAAUUAAACACCGAAGACAGAGCAUAAUGACCACAAGCAGCAAUGACGACAUCACUACAGAAAACUAUGAAAUUACUCAUUUAAACAAUGGCUUGUAUCUUUUACUGCAAAGGAUCAUAAAAAUCCAGAUUUCUAAAGGCAUAAUAAAUCCAGAAGUCAUUAAGCAAGCUGAAAAUGUCUCGGACCAGAUCACUAAACUUGGAGGAAAUGUAAAUGAUCAAAAUAAGAAACUUCUGAAUGACGUGAUUCUUUUUCAGGAAGUAGCUAACGACAAAUACAAGCAUGGUGCCACGAUACCUGGAACAUUAUAAUGACUGCAACAUUCUAUCACUUUUCUAAGCAUUUAAAAUUGAUUGGAAUAUCAUAAUAAAAUAACAAGAUACUUUUA
Molecule: messenger RNA, 541 nt
Organism: Stegodyphus dumicola
Lineage: Eukaryota; Metazoa; Arthropoda; Arachnida; Araneae; Eresidae
Source: RefSeq, a predicted model, not a curated record